Messenger RNA from Pundamilia nyererei, 3539 nucleotides. Its product is annotated as SH3 domain-binding protein 4. The record is from RefSeq and is a predicted model, not a curated record. The coding region runs from base 417 to 3311 and encodes 964 amino acids. The transcript has 5 exons. NCBI's taxonomy places the organism in Eukaryota, Metazoa, Chordata, Actinopteri, Cichliformes, Cichlidae. Gene Ontology annotation, molecular function: protein binding. Gene Ontology annotation, cellular component: cytoplasm.
CUUAGCCGUUUAUUGACUCUAACACUGAAUGCUGAAUGUGGCUGUAGAUGUCAUUGUUGCUUCUUGCUGCUCUAGAAGAGUCAUUUAAAGCAGCAACAUCGUGACAUCAUGUCCUUAUGGAAAUGUCUCCCGGUGAGGCCCCUCCCUGUCCGGGUGACAUCAGCCGGAGCUCGGCUGCUUUCCUCCAGGAGUCCUCGGUGUAACCGCACAUACACAUCCAGCGCUGCCACCGGGAGAGCUCGACGGAAAGGGCGCCUGCUCGGCUUUUCUAACCGCUUUUCUUCAUGGGACAAAACAAUAUUAAUACUCCCCCGCCAGUGAUCAUGGGAGGCUGUUGACAUCUGAUCUCCCCGUUAGCUCAGAGGACGCUAGAGUAGCUCGAAAACACCGCCGGGUGUGCAGUCACUGGUCCAAACAUGGCUGCCCAUCGAAUCAGAGCCACGACGAACAACAACGCUUCCCUGCCUCGCUGCAAAUCAGAGGGAACGCUCAUCGAUCUCACCGAAGGAGUGUCAGAAGCCAGUCUCACCGAUGUCAAAGUGCCUUCUCCCAGUGCCUUACGACUGGACACAACUGCCUCCUUUGGCACUGCCAGGGAGGUUGUUGCCAUUAAGGACUACUGCCCGUCUAGCUUCACCACCCUGAAGUUCUCUAAAGGAGAUCGCCUCUAUGUUCUGGACUCGUCAGGAGGAGAGUGGUGGUAUGCCCACAAUAACAAAGAGAUGGGUUACAUUCCUGCAGCAUAUGUGGAGCCCAUUAACUACAGAGACUCGUCCUUCAGCGACAGUGGGAUGAUUGACACUGUGGGAGACUGCAAUGAGGAGGCAGCCAAAGAAAUGGACCUUCUAGGCGAGUGGGCAGGAGUGAUUCUUAAACCAACCACCUUCCAAAAUGGAAAUCCUUUUGCAACUAACCAUACCUCUACAAAUCCCUUUCUAAACGGGGGUCCCCAGAGCUCACUUGAUCAAAACAGUAAUGAAAAAUCAGUUGAUCUUCUUCUGUUUGAUACCGUCACUCCAUCGUUGCCCAAGUCCACCAGCAGCACUGCUGACAUUAAUGGUUUUGGCAGCGGUGUUAUCAGUUUGAACCCUGUAAGUCCUGUGGGGGUUGGUCAGGUUAUGCGCAGAGACAACCCGUUUUUUAGAAGCAAACGUUCCUACAGUCUGUCGGAGUUAUCCAUCCUGCAGGCACAGUCCGAUGCUCCUCAGGCCUCUGCUAGUUUCUUUGGAGGCCUUAAAGCACCAGCACCAGAGCAGUUUCAGAGCAGGGAGGAUUUCCGGACUGCAUGGCUUACACACCGCAAGUUGGCCAGGUCCUGCCAUGAUUUGGAUUCCCUUGGCCAGAACCCAGGCUGGGGCCAAACGCAGCCGGUGGAGACUAACAUCGUAUGUCGACUAGACAGCUCAGGCGGAGCUGUCCAGCUUCCGGAAACCAGCAUCAGCAUCCAUGUACCAGAGGGCCAUGUCGCCCCUGGGGAUACACAGCAGAUCUCAAUUAAAGCUCUGCUAGACCCGCCGCUAGAGCUCAACAGUGACCGCUGUACCACUGUCAGCCCUGUGGUGGAGAUUAAACUCAGCAACAUGGAAACCAAAACCACUGUUACCCUGGAGAUGAAAGUGUCUGUUGUGGUAAAAAUGGAGAGCAGGCAGACUACUGAAGUCUUGUGUGUACGAAGUGAUUGUAAAGAGGGACCUUACACUCCUGUUCCUCAGGCAUACAUGUAUGGAGACACAGUCCAGGUGUGCCUGGAUAACCUUGAGCCAUGUAUGUACGUGUGUGUCGUGGCUCAGGCUCAAUCCUUAUCUCCAAAUUCCACAGUUUGGGAGCAUGUGGUUAAGAAGAUAACUUUGGGAGUGUAUGGUCCCAAACACAUCCAUCCAUCCUUCAAAACAGUGGUGGCUAUGUUCGGCCAUGAUUGUGCGCCAAAGACACUGUUGGUGAGUGAGGUUGGCAAGCAGGCCCAGUCUGCACCACCAGUUGCUCUCCAGCUCUGGGGCAAACACCAGUUUAUCCUGUCCCGACCGCAGGACCUUCGUGUAGGAGUUUAUUCCAACAUGGCCAAUUAUGAGGUAAAGGCUAGUGAGCAGGCCAGGGUAGUUCGAGGAUUCCAAGUUAAGCUAGGCAAAGUCAGCAGGCUUGUCUAUGUCAUUGCAUCACGCGCAGACGAUGUGUCGGAUUUCACCCUAAGAAUCCAGGUCAAAGAUGACCAAGAUUGUAUACUGGCCCAGUUUUGUGUCCAGACACCAACACCGCCACCCAAAGCAGGCCCAAAGACAUCAGCGCAACGGCGAUUCCUGAAGAAGAAGGAAGUUGGUAAGAUUGUCUUGUCUCCUCUUGCCAUUGCCACUAAGUAUCCUGUUUUUCAGGACAGGAGAAUAAACAACCUGAAGUUUGGAAAGUUAAUCAAAACUGUCAUACGACAAACAAAAAAUCAGUACUUGCUUGAAUAUAGGAAAGGAGAUUUUGUAGCUCUGUUAAGUGAGGAGAAGAUCAAGCUGAAGGGCCAGUUGUGGACAAAAGAAUGGUACAUUGGAUAUUAUCAGGGCAGAAUGGGACUUGUUCAUUGUAAGAAUGUGCUAGUGGUCGGCAAAGUUAAGCCAAUUUACUUCACUGGGCCUGACCUCACAACCUCAUUGUUACUUGAGCAGAUACUGAAGCCCUGCAAGUUCCUCACAUAUAUUUACGCCUCUGUAAGAACUAUAUUGAUGGAGAACAUUGGCAACUGGCGAGCAUUCGCAGAUGCACUUGGAUAUGUCAACCUACCCUUAACGCAUUUUUGCCGCGCUGAGCUGGACAGCGAACCAGAGAGGGUUGCAUCAGUGUUGGAGAGGCUGAAGGAAGACUGCAACAAUGCCGAGAGCAAAGAGAGGAAGUCCUUCCAGAAAGAACUCCUGACAGCCCUGUUGAAGAUGGACUGUCAGGGUCUUGUAGCCCGACUGGUGAUGGACUUUGUCCUGCUCACCACUGCCGUGGAGGUAGCCGGCCGCUGGAGGGAGAUGGCCGAGAGGCUCGUCAAGAUUUCGCGCCAACAAAUGGAUGCUUACGAGGCACCACACCGUGACAAGAACGGAGUGGUGGACAGCGAGGCCAUGUGGAAGCCGGCAUACGACUUCCUGGUCACGUGGGCAGCUCAGAUUGGCGAUAGCUACAGGGAUGUGAUCCAAGAGCUUCACAUGGGCCUGGACAAGAUGAAGAACCCCAUCACCAAACGCUGGAAGCACCUGACCGGCACGCUCAUCCUGGUCAACUGCUUGGAUGUCCUGCGGAGCUCCGCCUUCAGCCCCUCUGCUCAGGAUGACUACGCCAUCUGAACCCAAGCAUUGCCCCACACCAGCACACCUUGCUCUUCAGGAGCAAUUUUUUUUUUUUUUGAAAUUGCAACGUUUGAAAUGCUGCAUAUCAGCUGUUUGCUCACUCUGAAUGCCACUACUGCUGUCGUUCCUGCAGCGUUGCCUUCAGCUCUUCGUGCCCAGGGCAACAUCACCAGACAGGCCCCACGUCCCCAGCAAACAAUACAGUGCUCUAUAGAGCUUGCAGUA